UUUAGUCUCUGUAAAAGUUCAGGGGAAACAUUCUCAAAAUGUCUAUAAGCAGAAACAAGUUGAUUUUACUACUAGGAAUGGUCUUCUUGGAACGAGGGCAUUCUGCAACCCUCUCUCUCCCUGAAGCUCUUAACUGUGGGCAGAGUCUGGUUAAGGCCCAGUCUUGGAAUGACUUUAGCACUUUCAGCCGCAUUAUUGGGGGAAGCCAAGUGGAGAAGGGUUCCUAUCCUUGGCAGGUGUCUCUGAGACAAGGAAGGAAACACAUCUGUGGAGGAUCCAUCAUCUCCUCACAGUGGGUGAUCACCGCUGCUCACUGUGUUGCAAAGAGAAACAUUGCAUCAACGUUGACUGUUACUGCUGGAGAACAUGACUUGAGCCAGACUGAGCCAGGAGAACAAACACUCACCAUUGAGACCAGCCUCAUACACCCCCAGUUCUCUAUCAGAAAGCCCAUGGAAUACGACAUCGCCCUGUUGAAGGUGGCAGGGGGCUUCCAAUUCGGCCACGUGGCGAGGCCCAUCUGUCUUCCAGAGCCUGGGGAGCACUUUGGAGCUGGACUUGUUUGCACAACUGCAGGAUGGGGGCGCCUGACUGAAGAUGGUGCCCUCCCUCAGGUCUUGCAGGAAGUGAACUUGCCUAUUUUGACUCAGGAGAAGUGUGAGGCAGCUCUGCUGAUCUUAAAGAAUCCCAUCAGUGGAAAGACCUUUCUCUGCACAGGCUCACCCGAUGGAGGGAGAGACGCGUGUCAGGGAGAUUCAGGAGGGUCACUCAUGUGCCAGAAUAAGAAAGGAAUGUGGACUCUGGCUGGCGUGACCUCCUGGGGCUUGGGCUGUGGUCGGAGCUGGAGAAACAAUAAGCAGAAGAAGGAGCAAGGGUCUCCAGGCAUUUUCACAGAUGUUAGUAAGGUGCUUCCCUGGAUCUACGAACACAUCCAAACUGGGAAUGAAGUGACCCAGCAAGGUGAAGAGGUGGCCAGGGUGGCCGUGCCAGGGCAGACAGCAGAGGCGGUCUAGACAAGUCAGGACCACGGAGUAGGAAGGGCAGUUUCCGUGCUCGCUGUGGUACUCAAGGGCCAUGAAAUUUACUAUCCAAUGCAGGAGCUUAACAGUGGUGUGCGGCGCAGCAUGCAAAUAGUCCGUGAAAUUCAUUCAUCAUCAUUUGUUCAUCUUCAUCUGUGAUUGGAACUCUUGUGUAACCUGACGACUUUUCUUCUUCCCAGAACCCACUCUGUAGUCCUCUGGCUGGCCUCAAACCUAUAGUGGACCUCCUGGCUCUGCCUCCAGAAUGCUGGGAUUAAAGGUGUGUGCCACCACACCCGGCUACCUGACGACUUUUCUUUCAACACUUGACACAAGGUUCUAAUAAGAUUCAGCUAGGAACUAAUCAAGGGCAAUGCUCCCACCAGUCGGUCAUUAGAAGACAUUUUGGGAUGUUAAAACUAGAGGGGCGUACUGACACCUAGUGGACAGAGGUCAGAGGUACCGCUAAACUAUCUACACUACAAAGAUCAACCCCUUUGUGAUGACCACCUCACUCCAAAAUUAAUAAGGGGAAGGCUGAAAACUGCUGGCAUAUGACCACAGACAGUAAGUUUGAAGGAUACAGUCCACAUCCCACCUGCAACUAAACUGUCCAGGAGUGAAUUGCAGCUUUGUUUAUACUUCCAAUCCCAAAUUUAAUUGUUUUCUUACCUGUUUUCUUCCAAUCCCAUAAAGGCUUCUAUCCUUUCCCAAAGGGGUUAAUUCAAAUUACUUCCUUAAACUUUAAGAGAUGUUUUGUUUUGUUUUUUCAAAUGUAUGACAUCAUGGCCAGUAUCUGAACUCUCCAUUUAAGUUGUGGCUAUCCUGGAAACUGUUAUGUAAUUGCAGUUUUCAGCUCUAGCUUCCAUUCCCAUGCAAAAUGAUCUGCUUUUGCUCUUUGUAAUCUCGAAGUUAAUCAUUGUCUGUUUCUUAAAUUUAAGAAUAAAAUAAGUGAAAUGCCCUUCUUAA
This is a messenger RNA of Jaculus jaculus (lesser Egyptian jerboa), 1988 nucleotides long. It is a transcript of the gene Ovch2, whose product is annotated as ovochymase 2. Lineage: Eukaryota; Metazoa; Chordata; Mammalia; Rodentia; Dipodidae. The transcript is spliced from 7 exons. The coding region runs from base 39 to 1013 and encodes 324 amino acids. The record is from RefSeq and is a predicted model, not a curated record. Gene Ontology annotation, biological process: proteolysis. Gene Ontology annotation, molecular function: serine-type endopeptidase activity.